GCGAAAUGGAGGCAUAUGCUGGGUGUUGCCCUCCUCUUGGUGACUGUCGUUCUCUGGACGGCUUCGAAUUUCCUUGCUAGCACUCUUUUCGCCGACAACACCUACUCAAAACCGUUCUUCGUCACCUAUGUCAACACGUCCUUCUUUAUCAUCCCCCUAAUCCCUAUCCUCGGCCGAAGAUUGCAUCAGGAUCCGUCGCAAUGGACCCAAAUCCGGGACGCCCUCUCCGACGUGCAGGGCGUCAUCACGCUCCGUCGGUUCCGAAAGAAGGCAUCCCGAUACGAACAGAUUGCGGACGAAGAGGAAGACGAUGAACAACCGGGCGCCAACCCGCCACGACACCACCGCACCGUAUCCCAAAGCCUCCUCGUCGAAGACGGUCCCACCCCGACGACCUCCACCCCUCUCGACCCCGAACCCAAAGACGACCCCGACCGCCCCCUCACCCUAAAGGAAACCGUCAAGCUCAGCAUCGAGUUCUCGCUCCUCUGGUUCACCGCCAACUACCUCGCCGCCGCGUGCCUCGAGUACACCACCGUCGCCAGCGCCACGAUCCUCAACUCCACCAGCAGCAUCUGGACGCUGCUCUGCGGGUCGCUUAUGGGCGUAGAGCGGUUCACGCUGCGGAAGCUGCUGGGCGUGCUGGCCUCGCUGACCGGAAUCGUGCUCAUCUCGUCCGUCGACCUCAGCGGCGACACGGAUAAAAACCGCGGGUCGUUUCCGCAUAAGUCACAUCGGGAGCUGGCGAUCGGAGAUGUCAUGGCACUGGUGGGGGCGGUGGUGUAUGGCGUGUACGCGGUGGUGAUGAAGAAGCGGAUCGGGCAUGAGGGGCGGGUGAAUAUGCCGUUGUUCUUCGGGUUGGUGGGCGCGAUCAAUGUGCUCAUCCUGUGGCCGGGGUUCGUUCUUCUGGAUUUGAGCGGCGCGGAGAAAUUCCAGUUGCCGCCGACUGCCAGGGUGACUCUCAUUAUAGCGGUGAACUCUGCCACGUCCCUGGUCUCGGAUUUAUGUUGGGCAUAUGCCAUGCUAUUUACCAGUCCACUGCUAGUUACUGUUGGCCUGUCGCUUACGAUACCCCUUUCUUUGAUCGGACAGAUGAUUCUCGAAAACCAGUAUUCUAGCUGGCUUUACUGGGUAGGAGCGGUGGUCGUGCUUCUAUCCUUCAUCUUCAUCAGCAAUGAAGAAGCCAAGGACGAG
Eremomyces bilateralis CBS 781.70 is the source of this 1194-nucleotide messenger RNA. RefSeq lists its product as uncharacterized. The annotation marks the transcript as partial. NCBI's taxonomy places the organism in Eukaryota, Fungi, Ascomycota, Dothideomycetes, Eremomycetales, Eremomycetaceae. Gene Ontology annotation, molecular function: transmembrane transporter activity. The transcript is spliced from 3 exons. Gene Ontology annotation, cellular component: membrane. The record is from RefSeq and is a predicted model, not a curated record. Gene Ontology annotation, biological process: regulation of peptide transport; transmembrane transport.